Molecule: messenger RNA, 2684 nt
Organism: Schistosoma bovis
Lineage: Eukaryota; Metazoa; Platyhelminthes; Trematoda; Strigeidida; Schistosomatidae
Source: the annotation of a GenBank genome assembly
AUGCCAAUGAUCAACUUGUUAUCGGAUCCCGAUUUCGUUAACAGAACCAUAGCUUGGUUUGCAUCAGAUAGUGCCUAUACGAGUGAGUAUUUCUGCCAAGCACUACGCAUGUCUGAAAGCACUGAAGAGAUAGAUGUUGUCAUUCGUCAGCUAAAUAGUUUCAUGGAUAAACUUCGGGGUCACGACACUGGUGGUGAUGAUGAUGCUCUUAUUAAAGCGCAACUUGGAAGUCUCGAUUAUGUCAGAAAAAUAUGUUUAAUUCGUCGAAGGCAAAUUCAAGAAGGUGUAGCUGAAAAACCCGGACGUGUAUUAGCUUAUCACUUACAACCGGAUGCACGAAUUUAUGAUAUGUCAUUUCAAGAAUUAAUGACUAAAAGUGUUGCAGUUGUUAGCUUUUUAGAUUUUCUGGCUUCCAUUAAUAAACAUUCAUUACUUCGAUUGUAUUUAAAUUGUGUGAGUUUCCGUGAAGGCGUCAGUAAAUUAAUACCCAACGCAACUCUUAAUCAAAAUAUUGAUCCUUCAGUGUUGGCUCUUGCUGAAGCUUCACGAAUGGAGGCUAUUACUUCUGAUAUGUCAACUAGUAUUAUAACUGAAGAUUUAUGCUUAAAUCCUACAAAUCCAAUUGACAUUAUUAAUACCGAUGAAGAAUCUCUAUCAGUCUCAGAUCCUCUUAAUUUUGAAGGCACACAAACUGAAGUUGCUUCCAGUUUGUGUGACAAUGAGAAAGAUCUAAUUGAAAAAGCAGAUUCAAUAACAACAUCUUUAGAUGAAGGUGGACAGCAAAACACAAUGGUCAUAAAUGAAAAUGUUAAGAAAAAUAUACUAGAAAAAAGUGGAGAAGAUGAGAUUGUUGAUGAUUCUAUUGAACAGUUGCGCGCAUUUGGCAUAACAAUAUGCAGUAAUUUAUUGCACUUUAUGCCUUUAUCAGCUGAACCACUAAUCCAACGUACAUUAAAGGCACUUACUGGUGAACCGAAUUCAUUAAAUCCUAAUGCAUUCACUGAAAUUGAGGCACAUAUUGUUAACAUUCUCUCAGGUCCCGAUUGUUUUGGUGCAUUUAAACGUAGUAGUCAGUAUAUUCAUCUUUUGGCUGAGUUAGAUUUACUCAAGGAACCAUUAGAACAAUCUUCAUCGUCUAAUUUUAUAUCCGUCCCUUCCAUUUCAAAUGAUACAUUACCUCAAAGUCAAUCUCAAUCAUUAUCUCAACCUGACAAAAUGACUGUUUCAAGCGAUUCUGUAAUUCAUAAUGUUUCUUCCUUAUCUCAAAUGUCAUGUUCUGCGAAUUCUGUUGAAGAUUGUACAGAUUGGAAAUGUAUAGAAAAUGACUGUUCUAAAGAAACGAAACAAUCAGGGCUGCCAAGAUUAUCGGAACCUCCUAUCAUUUCAACAACAAAUAAUACUGGAUGUGGGGUUUUUGAUGAUGCUUAUACAGCUGUCAUAACUCGGGCAGAAAUAAUGCAUGAUUCUUAUGUAAUUUAUACUAUAAAAGUUACACGUACUAUACUAUCUAAUGCUCAGUCAGAAUGUUGGAAUACUUUACGUCGUUUCAGACAUUUUGUUGAACUGCACUCGUUUCUUACAAAUAGAUGUGGUCGUAUCACUGAACUCAAAUUACCAUCGAAAAUUGCAUUUAAUAACAUGAGCCCUGAAUUUUUAGCACAACGUCGACGUGGACUUAAUGUUUAUUUGAAUACAUUAUGUAGCAGUGAAUUUCAGAAUAAUCAUCCAGGUAGUCGUCCUUUGUGCGUUGAAUUUCUACAGCCUGAUAGCUGGGAAAGAGGUCAUGUUGAAGCACGUAUUGUCUCUGCAAUUUUAACACCUUUUCGUACAGUUAGCAAUGCUAUGAUGUCUGUUCCAGAUACAUUAGCUGAUGGUUUAAAUAAGAUAUUCGCAAAUAAAAAUUUUCCAACAUCUAAUUCACCUAUUCUUUCUCGUAAUGAUGAAAUGAUGAAAAAAUCCAGUGAAUUUGAAUUACAAGAAUCAUUGGAUAUGUCAUUAGAAUCAUCAAAGAGUUCUGAUUCAUAUGAUUAUAAUGUUCGAGAUGAAACACCAAUUCGAAUUUUAUUCUUAUUAGUCGAUGAAAUAUUUGAUUUACAUAGAGAAAGUCAAUUUACUAGACAAGGAAAUUUUGCUAUUUUACGCAAAAUAUUCCAAACAUUUUUUGGUAUUCGAGUCAAUAAAAUGAUCAUUGCUAAAGCUUGUGAAUGGACAAGUGCACCAAAAAUCACCCAACUGAUUACUUAUUUACGUGAUUAUUUUUGGCCUCCCAAAAAUAAAUCAUUAAAUUCUACAGCUUUAACUGAACGUGACAAAGAGAUGAAAUUACGUACUCGUGUUCUUUGUAGAACUGUACUACUGGGAAGUGUUUCUGAGGAAUUUGCACAAUUUCUUGGUAAUGAAACUACUCGUCGUGGUGUAUCCUGUGUAUUUAAUAUGCUUCAAGAAGAACGUUUCAAUCGUAGAUUCGUACAUACAGUAUUAGAAGCAUUUCUUUGUCACUUAUUUCGACCAUAUCAUGCACAUUGGGAAGCUAUUUAUGAAAAAGAUUUAUGCCCAUUAAAAUGUGGACGAAUAUGUCGUUCGCAUAAAUCAUCUGUUUAAAUAAAAUGUAUACUUUACUUACGAAAAGAAUAUUUGCUUAGGAAGAUUGUUUUUCUUAAAGAUUCUACUUCUUGUUUAUGUCA